AGAUGUAGACUAACAAAACCCACCGCCCACUUUCUCUGCAACUUCGCUUAGUCAGAGUACUGAAACGGAGAAGUCAAACGUCAUUUGAAUUGUUCCCCUGUUUUGGUCAUGUAGUGGGAACAUAAAAAUCAUAUUAUAUGUAUUGUAAUACCAAUAAAUUUUUUUAAAAAAUAUUAUUACCAUUGGCAUGAAAUGAACCUUUUUUUUCUUCUUUCUCUGAUUCGUUUGUUGAACUAGAUUUAAUGUUCACUUGAAGUCCGGAUGAGACAGAGAGAGAAAAGAGCCCCAAUUCAUUGCUGACCUGCUUUUUUCUGAUCUGCUCCUCUGGGUUCCAAAAGAUCUCUCAGUUUUUCUCUGAAUAUACGUACCCACUAAGAUCUUUGAAGAAGGUCGUAGCUUUUAAUUUGUAUCAACAGCCAUAUUCACAUAAGAAGUGGAAUAUAAUUUAUCAAUAGAAAUAGAUAAUUAUUCUGGCAUUUGGAUUUCCAUCUACCAGUUUAGGGGGUUAAAUGUCAUUCCGCAGCAUAGUUCGUGAUGUUAGGGAUGGUUUUGGAAGCUUAUCCAGGCGGAGUUUUGAUGUCAGGCUUACAGGCCACCACAGGGGGAAAUCGCAUGGUUCAUUUCAUGAGUUGCAUGACCAACCUUUUUUGGUAGUUCAAAACAGCCGUUGGGCCAACCUCCCUCCAGAGCUACUUUUUGAUGUAAUCAAGAGGUUGGAGGAGAGUGAGAGUACAUGGCCUGCUCGGAAGCAUGUUGUUGCGUGUGCUGCCGUUUGUAGGUCAUGGAGGAGUAUGUGCAAAGACAUUGUUACAUGUCCAGAGAUCUGCGGGAAGCUUACUUUUCCUGUUUCCCUUAAGCAGCCAGGGCCUCGUGACGGAACUAUUCAAUGCUUCAUCAAAAGGGAUAAAUCUAAGUUAACAUACCACCUUUUCUUGUGUCUUAGCCCAGCUUUGCUUGUUGAAAAUGGGAAAUUUCUACUUUCUGCAAAAAGAACUAGGCGAACAACUUAUACAGAGUAUGUUAUAUCAAUGGAUGCCGAUAACAUUUCAAGAUCAAGCAGUACUUAUAUUGGAAAGCUGAGAUCAAAUUUUCUUGGCACGAAAUUCAUAAUAUAUGACACACAGCCUCCACAUACUUGUGCUCAUAUCCCCCCACCAGGGCGCUCAAGCCGUAGAUUCUACUCUAAGAAAGUCUCUCCAAAAAUCCCAAGCGGCAGCUACAACAUAGCGCAGAUAGCAUAUGAGCUCAAUGUGCUUGGGACACGAGGGCCACGAAGGAUGCACUGUAUCAUGCGCUCAAUUCCUGUGUCAGCACUUGACACAGGUGGCACGGUGCCCGGUCAACCGGAGCUACUCCCCCGCCCUCUGGAGGAUUCUUUCCGGAGCAUUUCUUUCUCUAAGUAUUUUGAUCAGUCUGUUGAGUUCAGCAGCUCACGAUUUUCUGAAAUUGGUGGGACAAGCAAUGAGGACGAUGAUGGCAAGCUGAAACCUUUGAUCCUCAAGAACAAGGCCCCUAGAUGGCAUGAACAGUUACAAUGUUGGUGCUUGAAUUUUCGAGGGAGAGUAACUGUUGCAUCUGUUAAGAACUUUCAGUUGAUUGCCGCUGCACAGCCACCUGCCACUACUCAGCCAGCCGCUGGUGCAUCAGCAGCAACUUCUCAGCCAGCCCAACCGGAGCACGACAAAAUAAUUCUGCAAUUUGGCAAGGUUGGCAAAGAUAUGUUUACCAUGGAUUAUCGUUAUCCGCUGUCUGCAUUUCAGGCUUUUGCAAUCUGCUUGAGCAGCUUUGAUACCAAAUUGGCUUGUGAAUAAUAGGAAAGAAUGAACAGUAGGGUGAAACAAACCAGAGAAAAAAAAAAAAAGCGAUCCUAACGCGUUUUCCUAUCUUCGAGCUCUUGUUUACUUUAACUCUUCAUCUCAUGUCAUUAGGAUAGGAAAUUGUUGUUAAUGUAAUUUAGUUGUUGUUUGUUGUUGUAGAACUUCAUUCAUAAUUUUAGUGUGGUUCGGAUUAAAGGGACCUUAGCAUUGUAAAACUCAUUCUUGUUCACUUUGUCUUUGUUGUCAAUGUGUUCAUUUUAUAUUUUACUUUUGAA
This is a messenger RNA of Cornus florida, 2092 nucleotides long. Its product is annotated as tubby-like F-box protein 10. NCBI's taxonomy places the organism in Eukaryota, Viridiplantae, Streptophyta, Magnoliopsida, Cornales, Cornaceae. The record is from RefSeq and is a predicted model, not a curated record. Bases 510 to 1811 code for a protein of 433 amino acids. Gene Ontology annotation, molecular function: protein binding. The transcript has 6 exons.